This is a messenger RNA of Ruditapes philippinarum (Manila clam), 1080 nucleotides long. RefSeq lists its product as uncharacterized. NCBI's taxonomy places the organism in Eukaryota, Metazoa, Mollusca, Bivalvia, Venerida, Veneridae. The transcript is spliced from 5 exons. The coding region runs from base 46 to 795 and encodes 249 amino acids. The record is from RefSeq and is a predicted model, not a curated record.
AUUUGUUAACGAAGAAUCGUGCCAAUCAGAUCAGCAUUUAAAAAAAUGGAAUUCAGAUUACAAGUUAUUAUCCUAUCUUUCACUCUUGUAGUAUCGCUAGUAUUAGGUUAUCCGGGCAAUUCAAAAAGCCAAGAUGAGGAUGAAAGAAAGGGUUUUCAACGACGCAUGAUUCAAGAACAAAGACGUUUCUUGAAUGGUAAAUUUGCAGAAGUGUUGGAUACCAUUGAUUCUACAUUAGGUAGCAAGCUAGAACACAUCACAGAUGUUGUCGAGUCCAUAGAGAGGAGGCAAAAGCUGAAAGAGUUUUGCACAGAUGGAAUAUGCGGUGAUAAUGGGACAUGCUCACUGUCGGAGGAUGAAGAAACUUAUGAAUGUCAUUGUGAUGACACACAUGCUGGGGAACACUGUGAGAUUACGGGAAUAUGUAAUGUUGACUUGUUCCACGCCCAGCAGGAGCCGUUGAUGCUUGGCAGAGAGUUCCCGAGGUGUGAUGAAGAUGGAAGCUUCGCUGGCAUGCAGUACCAAGGAUCAAUGGCAUAUUGUGUAACAUCUGAUAGAAUAGAACUUAACUAUAGUGUUCAAAGAUGGGAAACUGGUGACAAUAUGAAUUGUCAAUGUGCCCGUGAUGAGCAUGCUAAUACAGAAGAGGGAAAGGUCUUCAAAUGUCAACCUAAUGGAAACUACCCUGCUGUUGCCUGUGGCGACGAGAAAUGUUGGUGCCAAGACUCGAUGGGUCAAAAGUAUGGGGACGCCAUAGAUUUAGGGGACCUUGACAGCCCCCUGGAAUGCUCAUAAUCAAAACCUUUAUGAAUGAAUAACCUCCGAAUUCAACUGUUUUACUAUAAAAUUCAUCAAUAUUCGAAAUUGUACACUAGUAUAUGAUGGUUUUCUUUAAUGAUGGUCAUAUUUUCUAAUUACUUUGUUCCUGUAUUGAAAUAAUUAUCAAUUUUGUAACCUUUUAAAGCUAUUUGUGAAUUUAAACUAAAUAAUCUGUUCAACAUUGUUAUUUUAGCGAAUACAUUGUUAUGAAGAUCUUAUAUUAUAUGUUUUCAACCUUGCUUUAUAGUUUUAGUUGUACCA